This is a messenger RNA of Trichoderma virens Gv29-8, 885 nucleotides long. RefSeq lists its product as uncharacterized. The transcript is spliced from 5 exons. The record is from RefSeq and is a predicted model, not a curated record. The coding region runs from base 1 to 885 and encodes 294 amino acids. Lineage: Eukaryota; Fungi; Ascomycota; Sordariomycetes; Hypocreales; Hypocreaceae.
AUGGCUUCCAUCGCGAAAACCGUCGUCGCCACAGGCGCAUCUUCUGGACUUGGCUUUGAAGCCAUCAAGCAGCUUCUUCUCCAACAAAAACAAUCAUACAAAAUCAUCCUUGGUGCCCGAAACACCCAGAGCACCAUUGCCGCCUUUGACGCUCUGGCAUAUGACCGCUCUGGUCACGCCGUAACUGUGCUGCCGCUGGAACUUUCUGAUGUAAGGACUGUCAAGACCUUUUCGCAGCAGGCAUUGGAAAAGAUUGGAGGUGAUAAGAUCGAUUACUUGUUGCUGAAUGCAGCCAUUACCGAUGGCGCGGAGAAGCCCGGCCCCAAAGGGUGGAGGUGGUGCGAGUCGUUGGUGGUGAACCAUUUCUCACAACACUACCUCACACAUCUGCUGAGGGAGAAGCUUGUCGGGUCAAAGUCUCGUAUCGUCUUUGUCUCUUCUGGAGCGAUUCGCCGAAUAACUGAUCCUAAUGUUCUUGAUGAGAUGUUGAAGAGCGCUUCUGGUGCAGAUGGCAUGAAUGUGUAUUGCGCCACCAAAUUCGUUCAGCUUCUCAAUGCCCACUGGUGGCGCCGUCAACUGGCCGGUCAGUGCGACGUUGUCGCUGUUUCACCUGGCUUGAUUCCAGGCACUGGCCUUGGCCGAGGCAAUGGACUGAAGCUUACCAUGGAUAUGCCCGACGCGAAGUCUGUUGCUACAGGCGCACAAAGCAUUUUGGCAGCAUUUACUCGAUCCGAUUUCCCAAGCGACCCCGACCAAAUCUUUUUGACGAGCUGGGGAGAUUGGUGGGGGAAGGACGUUAUUGAGCAGUCUCUUGACAAGAGCCUGCAGGAUAAGUGGAGUUGGAGCAAAGAAGAUAUUGAGAAGGAAGUUGGCAUCACUGCGUGA